Fopius arisanus is the source of this 3100-nucleotide messenger RNA. It is a transcript of the gene Rassf, whose product is annotated as Ras association family member. The transcript is spliced from 6 exons. The coding region runs from base 132 to 1823 and encodes 563 amino acids. The record is from RefSeq and is a predicted model, not a curated record. Gene Ontology annotation, biological process: signal transduction. Lineage: Eukaryota; Metazoa; Arthropoda; Insecta; Hymenoptera; Braconidae.
GAUCCAGUGACACUGUAUCAUUUUACAAAGACUGACAAUUAUUUAUGUAAACAAAUAAAAUGUUUGUACAUCGUGAAUUGACGGAGGGGAUUCAUUGAGGGAUUACAAUCUUGGUGAACAUAGAGAUCAUCAUGUGGAAGUGUCAUAAAUGUGGAAAGCCUGUCUACUUCGCUGAGAGAAAACAGUCGUUGGGAUACGACUGGCAUCCUGAGUGCCUCAGGUGUGAAGAAUGUGGUAAAAGAUUAAAUCCUGGACAACAUGCUGAGCAUAAAGGAGUACCAUAUUGUCAUGUCCCCUGUUACGGAGCUCUAUUCGGUCCUCAAUUAUUUGGCCAUGGGACGAGAGUUGAAUCUCACACGAGUUUUGGUAAAAAGGAGCCCCGAUCAACGCUUCCACGAUCGCAUUUGGAGAAUAAACUGAAGCUGUUCAACCAGUAUUACGAAGGUAAAAGUGGUGGAAUUCGAAGUCGCGAAGUGAAUGGUCGGUUGAUUCUAGAAGGAGCUUUAAGAAUCUACUGGGGAGUGCGCGGAGUGAUCCACUUGAAAGAAGACGACGAUCAGCGAACAGUGGUAACAGCGAGGAAUCGUAACUCCUGCAGGAGAAGUUAUUCAGAAAAAUCGGAAGACGAGGAUGAAAAAUUGGAGACUGCCCCCAAAGACUUGUCACCAACUGAGAGUCAGCUGGAGAGCGAGCCAAACUCACUUCCCACAUCUCCAGAUCACCUGAAGAGCUUGACUCUCCCGAUGAAGCUAGACGUGAAGAACAUGGAGCUGGAUGAAUUGGACGAGUUGCUCCAGGUGGAGAGAAAGAUCGAGGAUGGGGAAAAAUUGUAUCAAACAAUGCCGGAGAGUCUUCCAUCCUUGAGUACACAUUCCAGUACAGACACCCCACCAUUGUCGACUCAAUCGAGUGUUGAUAAUAGUGAUAAGGGAACAGCCAGUCCCCAGAAGAACGAGAGCAUGAGCAGCACUCCAACCCACAGCAUUGACUCCUCCUCUGGAACAGACACCCCAAAUUUCCAAGGAACACCCAGCAGAAAUGGUACCCUGAGGAGAGUGGAAUACUUCGACAGUCUUGAAAAAAGUAACAAUCGUUCCAUCACCAACGACGACAGCUGGAUCGAGAAGGGACUGAAUAGGUCGAUGUCAGGGCCUGAUUGCCUCCAGAGGAACCGAGGGGACAGUGACACCGAGUCUGUCAAUUCUCUGCAGUUCAGAGAGGACGACAACAUGACUAUGUCCACUGAUAGUGGACUGGAGCUCGAUGGCGUAGUCCUCAGGAGGAAACAGGGCAGCACUGCAAUCAGGAGACGUCCUGGGGGACGAAGGCAGUCCAGGGGAAGGCUCAGGCGCAGGUGCUCCAUCAAUGGACAUUUUUAUAAUCGAGAGACCAGUUUCUUCACUCCUCCUCAUGGCUCACAGAUGUCUGUGUGGGUCACUAGUCUUGUUAGCACUCAGGAGGUUAUCAAUUUGAUGCUUGACAAGUACAAGGUCGAUGCCAGACCUGCUAAUUUUGCCCUUUUUGUCGUCAGGGAUAAUGGAGAGCAGCGGAGAUUGAGAGAAGAUGAAUAUCCCCUGGAGGUCAGGGUCGUCCUGGGACCACAUGAGAAUGUUGCUCGUCUCUUCCUAGUCGAUAAACUCUCAACCCCUGAGAUCAGUUCUGAUGUUGCCCAGUUUCUCAAUCUUUCGUUACCUGAGUGCCAUGGAAUCCUCCAGAGAUAUCAUUAUGAAGAGGAGAGACAAAUUUUGCUGAUGAAAGAAAAGUACAAGGAAAUGCGGCGUCGAAUAAAGCAACGCAUGGAAGACCUAAAAGUUCGGUUAUAGAUGAAAAAUAAUCGAUUAAUAUUUUGUCGCAACGUAUUUACGCGAUUUUUUACGACUAGUUUUUUUUCAAACGAAAUUAUUAACAUAUUUGUUUAACGUUCCACUUAGGAAAUUGUUUAAGCAGAUAAGGCUAACGCAUUUUUUUUUUUAUUUCAACUUUUCUACUGUGAAUUUUUACGAGUGCAAUUUAUGUUUAAUGUCAUGCGCUGGAAGAGGAAUAUUCCAAUGUAAGGCAGGCCACGUUUUUGUGUGAUGGUAACGUGAUAAGAACAAACAACAUAUCGGUUUUAUUCGUUGGAAGAAAAAAGGCUUAAGAGCGACUAGCUCUGGUCGUUCGCUUGUAGUCCCAUGUUUGAUGCUCUUUUUCAAGUCGAGUUUUUUAUAUCGCAAUUCUAGGUAGCUAUUGGUUCGAGGCUAUAUGUGCCACAACUUCGUGUUUUUUAAUUAACAAAUUAUUUUUAAUCUAUCAUUAACCCGAGAUCUGAUGAUUUAUGAUCUUUUUUAUAGGCAAAUUUUAGUCAGCUUUUAUACUUUUUAUUUUAGCCCGAGAAUUUCAGACUGCUGUGAAUUUAGCAUUUUUUUACAACUUACUGAAGAUAAAAUUGCAUGAGAUUAUUAUUCUGUGUUUGAACGAAAAAUGUAAUGAGUUGAAUUAUAUAAUUCUAUAAACCACCGAAUUAUAUUCAGAAAGAUAUUUCCAGGUGAAAUAAUACUUGAAUGUUUCAACGAAAAAAAAUCAAGUAUAAAAGAGGCAUUUUUUGCAAUUGAGAGCUGGAUUUUUUCAUUUUUCCAUUACAUUUACAAUUUCAACUCAGAAUUCGGUAGAAAAUUAAUUGCUUUUAUAAAACGGACAAAUAGAUUAAUUGACUUAUUGAGUAGUGAGAGGAAAUAUUUUGGAAGCCGGCGUUGAGUCGACGGUGGAAGAGAGAUAAAUAACAAAUAGUGAUUUAUCGAUAAAUGCAAUACGAGAUUAAUCCACGAUACCAACAUGAUCGAAUUACAAUAAAAAUCCAAAUUAUCCACCAAAUUUUUCAACUGAAAUCUUAAGUUCUUCAAAUUAACAAUUUCACUGGAAUAUUCCAUGAAAAAAUAGAAUUCCCCCAUAAUUUGACCCCCGAUAAAAUUGAGAAUAAUAAACAAUUGAUGCAGUGAUAGACGAAAUGGUCAACGAAUUACGAAAGGGAAAAUAAAUGACUAAAUAAUUGUAAUAUACGACAUUGUAAUGCAGAACUGUACAAGUCAACUUUAGCAUGAAUAAAAAUAUUGUUUCUUUGUAA